AACAGCCGCUAGCUUUUUUCAUAUCACAGUCUAAUGCUUGGCUAAUACGAAGCUGUUAAAGUUCACACUUUGACGUGUUUGUUUGCUAUGCAGAAGACGCGUGCAUGUCAAGGCGCGUGCGCGUGUAUCUGAGUAUGAGCUGUAUUAAUCAGUCUGUGAUUAGUGAUCAAUGGUGUGAGUGCGCGGCUCUCUCUGGAGAUCAGCAGAUUCGAUGCAAAAGAGAGUCGGAGGUGAUGAAGGAUCAGGGCCGAUGUUGCAGAGGAAGGAGUCGUUUUCUCUCCUCUCGUCAUCAGAGACGUGGCUCUUCAGUGGGAAGAAGAGGAAGCAGAGGACGAGAGAUGUGGAUUCACUCAGUCUGUGCAGCUUGGACAUCAAUGAGCCCAGCAGCAAGCGUGUGAAGCCUCUGUCUCGAGUCACGUCUCUGGCCAGUCUCCUCCCUCCAGUUAAAGCUGCUCCGCUCAAGCGCAUCGGACAGACGCUGCAGCGCUCCAUCAGCUUCCGUAAUGACUGCAGACCGGAGAUCAUCGCCCCGCGGCCGUGGAGCCGGCAGAUCGCUCCAGCCAUCACCAAACGCCGCGACAGCAAGCUGUGGAGCGAGACAUUCGAUGUGGGCCUGGGACAUAUGCUGUCCUCCAAAGAGAUCAAGAGACAAGAGGCCAUCUUUGAGCUGUCUCAGGGAGAACAGGACCUGAUUGAGGACUUGAAGCUGGCCAAGAAGGCGUAUCGUGAGCCCAUGCUGAAGCUGUCCAUCAUGAGCGAACACGAGCUCAAUCAGAUCUUCGGCACGCUGGACUCCCUCAUUCCUCUGCAUGAAGAUUUGCUGAGUCGACUCCGAGAAGCCAGAAAACCGGACGGCUCCACAGAUCACAUGGGUCAUAUUCUAGUGGACUGGCUCCCUUGUCUUGAAACCUACGCCACUUACUGCAGUAACCAGGUGGCAGCCAAAGCCCUGCUGGACCAUAAGAAGCAGGACCAUCGGGUGCACGACUUCCUCCAGCGCUGUCUGGAGUCGCCCUUCAGCCGUAAACUGGACCUCUGGAGCUUCCUGGACAUCCCCCGCAGUCGCCUGGUCAAGUACCCGCUGCUGCUGCGAGAGAUCCUCAAACACACGGCGAGCGAGCACCCCGACCGCCAGCACCUGCAUCACGCCAUGAGCAUGAUCCAGAGCAUCGUGGCACAUAUUAACACCCAGACGGGCGAGUCGGAGUGCCGUUACUAUAAAGAGCGCCUGCUGUAUCUGGAGAGCGGUCAGAGAGACCUGCUGAUCGACAGCUCCAGGAUCCUCAGCUGCCACGGACCGCUCAAGAACAACAGAGGACUCAAGCUGCAUGUGUUCCUGUUCCAGGACGUGUUGGUGGUGACCCGGGCCGUCUCCCAGAACGAGCAGCUGUGCUAUCAGCUCCACCAGCAGCCCAUCCCCGUCAGAGAUCUGGAGUGGGACGACCUGCAGGACGGAGAGAUGCGCCUCGGAGGAUCCAUCAGAGGAGCCUUCAGCAACAGCGAGCGCACCAAGAACUUUUUCCGGGUGGUGUUUGGCAGCGGAGGACAGCUGCAGACGCUCUGCUUCCAGGCCAGCGAUGCCUUCAGUAAACAGCAGUGGCUCAACUGCAUUCGACAGGCCAAAGAAGCUGUGUGCCCUGCAGGAUCUGAGCCACAGCUCCUCUCAGUGCAGACAGCACGUCAGGACAGAGCGAGGCCGUGCUCGGACUACAGUAUGAUGGACACCAGCGACGCCUGCGUGGAUCUGAGCAUCGAGUGUCCUCCAGUGCACCUGACAGACGUCACCGCUGUGAAAGUGUGACUGCCACGCUGCACUGAAACAUGUGCUUCUCUGCUUGACCUGCGACCCUCUUCAGUCUGUGCUACAGGAAUCUCCCCGUGUAAAGGAAGCACGUCUCUGAGUCUGACACUGCUGUCACUGGAUCUUGUGUGGUAUUCCUGUGCCUUUCAUUCACUGUGCGGUUUCUCUCAGAAACUGACAUCGAGGAGCAUCGGUCUGCUUUUCCACCACCUGUAAGACACCAUUCACUUUAAUCACACUGUCUGUGCAAGAAAAGAGUUACAUGGGUGUAUAAGGGGAAAUAUUGUUCAGGUGUUUAACGUACAUUCAGUAAUCACUAAUAAAAGACGAGCAGUCGAGUGUUUUCACUACAUGCACGAGUAAAGGGCUGAACCUACACACAUUCAUCUCAGUGUGUCGCAGCACUGCACGAUUACAGCAUUUCUGCAUCGAUGUCAGAGCCAGAUCCAGUGGGCAAUAUUACAUCUCUAAUCCACAAACAAACUCUCUAAAGCACUUUGUUUUGAAAGUGGCUCCGCUCUGAAUGUGAUCUCAUUGGAGGAUGGACAGCUCGAGGUGUUUCCUGAUCCUGCGGAGCUGGGACUUCUUCAGUUCUUCUGUAGCAGUAAACACGAACUGAACCGUGUCUCUUGUGCCACGCGGAUCAUGAACCUGUCAGUGUUUGUGUGUGCGCCAAAACUGACCACUGAUGUGUCUGUGCCCAGACGUGUCUUCAGGUUUUGCAUUUUCAGAUGUGCAGCAUUAUGUAUUUAAAAACUGUUCAAAAGUAUUUGAUUCUUUUUCUUUUACAUUUUUUAUUUCUUUUUUUUUUCACACGUAUUGUAUUGAAAUGUAUAAGAUGUUUAUUUAUAGUGUUUUUCACCUGAUUUACUUCACUGUAUUUAGUUUUUCUGUUUGGUUGCUGUUGGAUUAAAAGGGAACCGGACUGGAUUUAACAGAGUUGAUGUUCUAGAAAUCAGAAAUGACGGAAGAGUUUGAAGGUAAAUUAGGGUGGGAACACAUUUUUAAUACACGAGACUGAGAGACUGACUGAUGGACAGUGUGGAACAAAAUGAAGAAAAUCAAAUAAACAUUUUAAAAACCUUAAAUAUUUUCUUCUUUUACACAUUAUGGUGUAUAUAAUAACUAUUAUAAAUGAUGAGUAUUGCAGUAAUGUGAGCGGGUGGUGAUGCGUGAAGCUCGGCGGUGCUUUGCUCUUGGUGUAGGAAGUGUUUUGAUGCCGAGGUGUGAAGUUUAAGAUCAGCUUUGAAUGUUUACCAUCUUUACACGGUGGAGAGUAGUGUUCGGGGACUGCUGAGUCUCUAGUGCUCCUCGGCUGCAGUGUAUCACAUCUUCAUAAUGAGGACCACAGGGAACAGAUGGUAAAAACACUUGUCUUGUCUAGCUCCUGCUCAAUAUGACAUGCACUAUAUACCUUUACAAGGAGGCUAAUGACUUACAGGGAUACUCCACUGUGUGGUAGAUGUAACUUACCUGGCCGUCUAUGGCUCAGUCACAAACCUUCUGGGUUUGAUCCCAAAUGUCUUCAAUUGUGUUCC
Carassius auratus (goldfish) is the source of this 3339-nucleotide messenger RNA. Its product is annotated as rho guanine nucleotide exchange factor 3. The transcript is spliced from 12 exons. Gene Ontology annotation, molecular function: guanyl-nucleotide exchange factor activity. Lineage: Eukaryota; Metazoa; Chordata; Actinopteri; Cypriniformes; Cyprinidae. Gene Ontology annotation, biological process: intracellular signal transduction; positive regulation of Rho protein signal transduction. The coding region runs from base 212 to 1801 and encodes 529 amino acids. The record is from RefSeq and is a predicted model, not a curated record.